UGUUAAGAACAAGGUUUAAAUAAAGGUUAUAUGAUCAUCGUUGUGCUUCUAUGUGAUAUCAAAUGAAAAGAUGUAAUGUCACGCUUUAGAGUUUUGCAGUAUGGUAUACCGUUUGUAAUCUUUAUUGUCGGUGGAUCGUUUGGUCUUCGAGAAUUUACAGAAUUACGUUAUAGAUAUAGACGUACAUCUGAAUGUAACAUACAUGACGAAUUAGAAAAAGAGGGAUUUCAAUUUAGACCACCAGAGGAAAUUACUUUGGAAAAAGAAUACGAAAAGUUGGAAAAGAUGGAUCUUGACAACUGGGAGAACGUUCGAAUACCACGACCAUGGGAGGAACCAGAAGAUACAAAAAACUGAGUAUAAAUAAAAGCAUCUUUAGUGAUUACUAGAUAAUUAACAGAAACAUGUUUUAAAUCAUCAAUCUUUAGAAACACUUUUAAUACUGUUCG
Messenger RNA from Cyphomyrmex costatus, 449 nucleotides. RefSeq names its product cytochrome c oxidase assembly protein COX16 homolog l(3)neo43 (gene l(3)neo43). The record is from RefSeq and is a predicted model, not a curated record. The transcript has 3 exons. NCBI's taxonomy places the organism in Eukaryota, Metazoa, Arthropoda, Insecta, Hymenoptera, Formicidae. Gene Ontology annotation, cellular component: mitochondrial inner membrane. Bases 76 to 357 code for a protein of 93 amino acids. Gene Ontology annotation, biological process: mitochondrial respiratory chain complex IV assembly.